CCUGCAGACAAAUCAGUCAAGGCCUGUGUCCAGAAGAAGUAGAAAUGCAGCCUAAGCAAAACGUUGCAAACUGGAGUGUUGCAGCCUGGAUACCAGUUGUGGAGUUUCACUUAAGGAUUGAGGAGGGAACUUGUAGCGGUCUCCCCGGUGCCGGUCCCGGGACAGAGGGGCCCGGAGCUGCCAUGACGACGGGCGACUGCUGCCACCUCCCUGGGUCCCUGUGCGACUGCCCGGGCAGCGCUGCCCUCGCCAAGUCGGUGGAGGACUCGGACAUCGGGCGCCCGCAGUACAUCACCCAGGUCACCGCCAAGGACGGGCGGCUCCUCUCCACCGUCAUCAAGGCGCUGGGCGCCCAGAGUGAUGGUCCCAUCUGUCGAAUCUGUCAUGAAGGUGGAAAUGGGGAGGGACUGCUUUCCCCAUGUGACUGCACAGGAACACUGGGCACCGUGCACAAGAGCUGCCUGGAAAAAUGGUUAUCCUCCUCCAACACAAGUUACUGUGAGCUCUGCCACACAGAAUUUGUUGUAGAGAGAAGACCAAGACCUUUGACAGAGUGGCUGAAGGACCCCGGGCCCCGCAAUGAGAAGAGGACCCUGUUCUGUGACAUGGUGUGUUUCCUGUUCAUCACCCCGCUGGCGGCGAUCUCGGGCUGGCUGUGCCUGCGCGGGGCCCAGGACCACCUGCAGUUCAACAGCCGCCUGGAGGCCAUCGGACUCAUUGCACUCACUAUUGCACUUUUCACAAUCUACGUCCUCUGGACGCUGGUUUCGUUCCGCUACCACUGCCAGCUGUACUCGGAGUGGCGAAGGACCAACCAGAAAGUCCGCCUGAUGAUCCCAGCCUCGAGGAGCCCUCACCCCCUGCCCCACUCCCUCCUCUCCGCCAAGCUCAUGAAGAAAACCGCGGAUGAGACGACCGUCUGAGCCGUCCCGUGGCCACCAACUGGGGCCGGCCCAGGGCGAGGAAGGCUGUGUGUCCUCACGUGCCCAGGGCAGCUCUGGGGGCACCAGGAAACAAUCAUCCCACACACGGGGACUCUGCGGUCAGCACCUGCUUCAGACUUUGACAAACAGACAAAUAAUCAACGUCUGUGUGUGAAAUGGCCCAAAAGAGCCCGGUGGCAGAAAAUGCCUCUCUGCAGGGACAUUUUCCCAUAACUAAAUACCAUACGUGGAAAAUAUCUCCCUCUCUCUCUCUCUAUAUAUAUCUAUAUAUAAUAUUAUUUUUUAAUGGCCAUGCA
Molecule: messenger RNA, 1240 nt
Organism: Manacus vitellinus (golden-collared manakin)
Lineage: Eukaryota; Metazoa; Chordata; Aves; Passeriformes; Pipridae
Gene: MARCHF2
Product: membrane associated ring-CH-type finger 2
Exons: 5
Coding region: 45-923 (292 amino acids)
Biological process (GO): protein ubiquitination
Molecular function (GO): zinc ion binding; ubiquitin-protein transferase activity
Source: RefSeq, a predicted model, not a curated record